AUGCAGCUCCUCAUGUGCCGGGGUUCCUCGAGAACACUCUGCACCAUCGCACUGCUCAUCCUCCUGGUCGACUUUCCGGACAAGAUCUCCGCCUUUCAGACUGGACCCGUACAGGCGCCUGGACUGAGAAGCUCCAGGAGAUGUUCGACCACGAUGAAUAUGAAGUACGAACUGCGAUACUCGAUGUUUGACGGCGACGAUGGUUGUGUGAAAGUCUUGGCGGCCCGAACAAGAGAACAAGGGCAAGAAGAUGAAGACCGCGGUGGCCAAAGCUCUGCCACCGCCUUCGCUUCUCCGACGGAACUCAAGGACAGUCUCGCUGACGAGGUGGAGCUCGUUCAGGAGAAGGAUGCCUUGACCAAGGUCAAGGACGCCCUGACAAGCAUCAAGAUCGAUGAGGAUCUGAGUCAGAAGGGAGCAGCUGCUGUCGUGGUGGUGCUCGCAGUGCCCGCACCCGUCCCUUCCUCAUCCCUUCACAGGCUGCGGGAGCAGGCGGAGUGUUCAUGCUCAAGAGAGGAGAUGGAG
Molecule: messenger RNA, 525 nt
Organism: Guillardia theta CCMP2712
Lineage: Eukaryota; Cryptophyceae; Pyrenomonadales; Geminigeraceae
Exons: 6
Source: RefSeq, a predicted model, not a curated record